Parnassius mnemosyne (clouded apollo) is the source of this 4588-nucleotide messenger RNA. The record is from the annotation of a GenBank genome assembly. NCBI's taxonomy places the organism in Eukaryota, Metazoa, Arthropoda, Insecta, Lepidoptera, Papilionidae.
GAACCUACAAUAAAAGUAUUGUCGAAAGGCUUAAAUUUUGCUAUAACGCCGCAAAAAAUCCCGUACGAAGAAAUUAUCUGUAGUGUUGAGGAUUGUCUGUUUAAGAAUAAUAUCGGUAAAGAGGAUUUAGAGGCUAUACGUCAAGACAUUUCGUCCUUGUUACGUCGAAGUUCAGCACCAAAACUAAAUUUGCCCAAAGACGAAAUUAAAGCGUUGUACAACUUACGCAACAGACCAGAGCUCACUAUUCUCCGCGCGGAUAAAGGAAAUGCUACGGUAAUAAUGGACACGUCAGAGUAUAAUUUCAAAAUACAACAACUUUUAUCGGACAAAGCUAGAAGAUAACAACAUGCCUACAGAAUAUGCAGUAUUACUCAAACACUGCCUCACAUCUGGCUAUUUAUUGUGGAAAGAAGAGUUCUACAUGCAAGUAGACGGAGUGGCAAUGGGCUCACCUGUAUCUCCCGUAGUCGCCGACAUAUUCAUGGAGGACUUUGAGGAGAAAGCCCUUCUUACUGCUCCUGUAAAUCCAAGAUUCUACAAGCGGUACGUAGACGAUACUUUCACAAUUUUACCAUCUGACAAAGUAACUGCAUUUUAAACCACCUUAAUUCCAUAAACCCUAAAAUACAAUUCACAAUGGAGUUAGAGGCAAACAAUACUUUAGCUUUUCUAGAUGUUUUAGUCAUCCGAAAUCCUGAUAACACUAUUGGUCAUACUGUGUACAGAAAAAAUACCCAUACCAACCGAUAUUUAAAUGGUGAAUCUCACCAUCAUCCUUCACAGUUAGCUACCGUGGGAAAAUCUUUGUUUCAGAGAGCACGAGGGAUCUGUGACAGAAAACAUCUGGCCGCCGAGCUUCAGCACGUCGAGCAAGUACUGCAAGACAACAAGCUUCGGGUCCCGCGCCUACGUCACAGUGACCGAGUGAAGCCAGCCACAGUCGAGCGUGUGCCUGCUGUACUACCCUAUGUCAGAGGAGUCACAGACAAGGUUGGCUACAUCUUGAAGCGAGCUUCCAUUAAAACGUACUUCAAGCCGCUGAAGAAGAUUAGUCAAUUUUUACCAUCCGUCAAGUGUCAAAUCCCUCUACAAGAUGCAGGAGUGUACAAGCUGGAUUGUGAAUGUGGUCUCUCGUACAUAGGACAAACAAAAAGAUCUAUUAAAACCCGCGUUAAAGAACAUAUAGCUGACGUGAAGCACCGACGUAUCGGGAAGUCUGCAGUUUGUGAACAUGUUCAAGAUCGUCCCCGCCAUUACAUUAGAUUUGAUAGACCACAAAUCCUCGCAAAAGAACACCGAUUCCUCCCAAGGAUGAUUCGCGAGGCUAUUGAAAUUAAAAAAACAUCCUAAUUUCAAUAGGGAAGAUGGAUGGGUGCUGCCAUCUGCUUGGGAUCCCAUAAUUAAUAAAAUCAAAUCCAAACCCAAGUAUACCACUGCUAGACUUCAAGAUACUGUAAGCUCAUUCUGCGUAAAUCGAACCAAAAAUUAAUAUUAAAAAACUGAAGGUAGCCGGGCUAACUAUGACAGCAGGACGUCAAACAACUCAGUCCCCCGUGACCACGGGUGCUGGAAAGCACCCGAAACGUCGGGAAUAUAUAAAAAUAAGUUAAUAUACGCGAUAAAAUCCGUAAAAUUAGUUUUAUUUAAAAAUGUGUAGUGUUCGCGUAAAUAUAAGAAAUCAUUAAGAAACUUUGACUAAUUAUAAUUUAAAUUACUGGUUCACACUGAAUGAAAUUUGAAAUAAACUGUGUUCAUAUAAUGCCUGCCUGGUUAUUGAAAAUUCAGGCUUCUAGUUCUAUCCACAACGAAGUUAUAGGGGGUCGAAAAUGACCUGAAUUGCUUCGAGAAAAGGAUGGUACAUCCGUACUGCUUUUUUGCUCGAUUUGGCGGAGGCGGAAUUGUUGAUAUUUUUUAUUUUUAGAUAAGAACAUAGUAAUGACUCUAAGUUAUAUUUACCGUCUUUUAAAAAAAUUGUCUUUGGCCUGACCUACUAUACUCUUUGGCUUGACCAUAGUUCUGACUAAGUAUGUCCGAUAAAAUGUCAAGAUCUGAGAGGUUAAAAUCAUGAAGUUAUAGAUAAAGAUGGAGGCCACACUUGGAACAACAGCUUGAGUCAAAUACCUACGUAUCUUUAUCUCACUCUCUGUGGUCUGACGUCUCUUUUUAGUGUGGAAUACAGUAUUGCUAUGUUUUUAUUUAAAUCUCCUGGUAAAUUCUUAGAAAUAGUUUCCACAAUAACCAAAUCAGAAGUUAAGCUCUGAAAAAUAUUGUUCCAAUAAAUAAAUAGUUUAACUACGAUUAGUUACAUUAAAAAUUCCAAAAUUGAAGGUCUCGUAUGUAUUAUUGGGUUAACCAAUCAGUGAAUUACAAUCCCUUUUCCUAAGGGUUCGGUAAUGUGGCAACAUUAUCCCUAUACGAUUAUCUUCUGGAGGGCGCAAGAAGUGGACGUGUCGCUAGAUAUUUUAAAAAUACAAGUCACAAUAGUUUAUUAAUUUUCAACUCUAACGUAAACGUAACUGUAUCACCUAUUUAUUAUACUGCGCGAGUGAUUUACAACUUUGUACUCCUACGUAGCACCACCUCGGGUAAAAAAGACAAUCUCUUAUUUUUUGUCUCGCUUACGUAUCGCAUCACGCUAGGCUCAACUAUCGUGGGUACACCACAGAUCAACAUGAACGUACACCGAUCUCCUACUGGAAGUGACACUAUUUCGGCACGAUGUGGUUCUUACCCAGAUCUAGCAAGUAAAACCAUGUGUCAUGAUACAACUGAGUUAUCACAAAUAACUUUCCGCAAUAAAUGAAAAUUAGAAAAUGAAAACGAUGAUUUAAAGGCUGAAUUCGCAGAAAUGAGAAAACAAAGGACGGCAAUGCAAAACCAAAUGAGUGAAAUGAUGACAUAUCUAACAACAGUUACUAAUAUGCAAGUCGAAAACUUCAUGAAAAUCAACGAGAAUGUCUCGACUAUAAAACAACAAAUAAACGAUUUUAAAUUAACUACUGACACCUUAGCUAAAGAACAAACAAAACUAAAACUUGAAGUGGACAAUCUCAAAAAAAUUAGUAAUAUUACAGAAAAGAAAAUAGAAUCAAUUCAAUCUAAUAUUCUAAUUCAAGGUACUACUCCAUCAAGCUCGACCUCUAUAUUGAAUGUGCAAGAAGAGAUAGUAGCUGAACUCAACGAACGUACUAUGAGGAGCAAAAAUAUAAUAAUCGCUGGUGUGCCGGAAUCAAAAUCUACCAACCUAAAUGAGAGAUACGAGGAAGAUAAGACAGCAGUCCUAAAUAUCAUCAAAACUACACUGCUUGGUGACGUCACUGAGCCACAAAAAAUUUAUCGGCUGGGAAAAUACCAACCAGGUAAGGAUAGACACCUGAAAGUUUGUUUUGCAUCCCAAGAAACAUCAAAAUUAAUACUUAAGAGUAAUCAAAACUUAAAAGAGAACCAAUUUAAGAUCUUUUACGACCAAACACCCCAACAACAGGAGUACAUAGUUACUUUAAAACGAACACUCGAGCAGCGUACAGCAACAAGUGGCGAACAAAAUCUUUGUAUCAAAUAUAUAAAAGGCGUACCCAAAAUAAUAAAAAAGACUUCAAAAAACUUCCAUCAACAACUUUCUCAAACAACGUCUUUGAAAAUGUAACGACCAACAGAGUAUCGUACCAAGCUAUUAGCAAAUAUACUGAUAUAAUAACUAACAAAAAUUCACUUAAAUGUUUUUAUGCCAAUGCCCGUAGUAUUGGUAGACCUGGUAAAUUCGAUGAACUUGCGCGUGUUUUACAGUCUUUUCCUCAUCAAAUACAUAUUAUUAUACUGACCGAAACAUGGUUGAAAUCAGAGCAGGAGGCAAAAAGAUCCCAACUAACAGGCUACACUCAUUACUUUUAUAUUAGAUAUAAUAGCAGAGGGGGUGGCGUAUCAAUAUUUGCUCAUAAUUCACUUAAGCACAAUUUAAUAGAAGAAAGCUCCCAUUGCGAAAACCGUUUUCUCUGGGUUCACAUAAACAAGUUUUCUCUAGACAUAGGUGCCGUCUACAAACCAGAACGCACGAACAACAAAGAUUUCUUGGAAUAUUUCUCAGCACAGUUAGAACAGAAAAGAAGAGGCUUGGUGUUUGGGGAUUUCAAUGUGGAUCUCCUAAGUUCUGAUAGAUCAGUCUUUGAAUAUAAAGAAACAGUAAAAGAAUGCGGUUACCAUCUUUUGAACAAAAUAGAUACACGUUACAGCACUCGUGAAACAAGUAAAACCAAUACAUUACUAGACCAUAUCUGCACAAAUCUGAAACAAAAUCUCUUUCACUUAGCUGUCAUAGAAUCCAAUAUGUCUGAUCAUAAACAAAUAUAUUUUGAAGUUAUAAAUUGUAAGCCUGAACCUAUAAAAUCAACUGUGUAUCAAGCAAUUGACUAUAUUAAUUUAUACAAAACUUUGGAAAAAGUAAAUAGUGGUAAUAAUUUAAACUUGGAUUAUAAUAUCUUCCAACAAAAUCUUAUAUCCUCUAUACAAAAAAAUAAAAUUACAAAAAGAAAACAGAAUUAUCUGCCGAAACAAGAUUGGAUACAAAACGAUAUUAUUAAAGCAAUAG